Anoplophora glabripennis (Asian longhorned beetle) is the source of this 1760-nucleotide messenger RNA. RefSeq lists its product as uncharacterized. The coding region runs from base 146 to 838 and encodes 230 amino acids. The record is from RefSeq and is a predicted model, not a curated record. NCBI's taxonomy places the organism in Eukaryota, Metazoa, Arthropoda, Insecta, Coleoptera, Cerambycidae. The transcript is spliced from 3 exons.
UGCUUAGUGCUUUGACUGUUGUGUGCAUUCUUUUACUAAAUUUGUGUUAUGUUUUUCCUUAAAUUUUUAGCAGUAGUGUGUGACUGUAUGUAAAUUUGUAGAACUUUUUUAAUCUUUGUGCACUAUUUGUAGUAAUAAUAAUACGAUGCCGGGGCGCCGUUGUGCUAUGUAUGGCUGUAAUAACAGCCGUAUUUCAACGAAAACGGAUAAUCCGGAAAUAGUUUAUCAUAAUUUUCCCAAAGGAAAACAAUUUGGAUCUAACAUUAUUCGAAAGGAAUGGAUUAGAUGUUGUAAGCGGGGAGACAAUUGGAACCCUAGUACCAGCCAAAUCUGUUCUAUUCAUUUUGUUGAAAAUGAUUAUGAACGUGAUAUGAGAAAUGAAUUAUUAGGUUUGCCUCCACGAAAACUACUUAAAACAACUGCUGUGCCAUCGUUAUUUCUUCCAAACAAACCACAGGAUGUAACAAGUUUGCGGGCACAAAGAUAUAAUAAUAAAACAGAAAUUGAAGAAUUACAAAGAAAGGAGAAAAUAAAUAAAUUAAUUGUUGAUCAAGUUGCACCAAGUACUUCAACUACCCCAAUUGAAUCAAAUCUCUGCCUCGAUGAUAUGGAAACUUGUAAUGAAUCUGAGAUAAAUAUGCAAGUAAAAUAUAAAAAACUGCUUCACAAUUAUAAUGCAUUAAAAUCCAAAGUGAAAAUUAUGAAGCGAAAACUUAAUCUACAACAAAGACAAUUACAGUAUUAUAAAUUAAGGGAUAAGACGAGGAGAAUAUCUCUGAAAAAGAAAGCAACAAACAUUAUGAGAAAAAUUCACAUAGAUGGGAUAUAUGUACUGUGAUCAUAACAUUUGUAGCAGAAGGAUUUUGCAAUUUGUGAAAAAAAAUGUGAACCUCUCCUAGGAAUUUUCAGAUUGACUUUUCAACAUAAAUUAUUUUAUCGAGGAAUUUCGAAUUAUUUCAAGAAAUAAUAAUUUUUGUUGAAAUUACAGCAUUUUAUUGAAUGUUAAUUUUAUAUUUGUGAUCCAUUAUAAAAAUUACAUAAUACUAUAAAUUCUACUAAUGUCAUCACUAAUUAAUAAAGUCUCGAUAAACUUACAUUUAAGUAAUUUAUGGAAAAUAAAAGUUGCAAAAAAAUUGAAGAAGCCAAUCUGAAAAUUCCUGGGGGGGAUCACAAUUUAUAAUAUGUAUAAAGAAAAUAAAGUUCCUACUUUAAACAUGAUUCGAGAUAAAUUAAAGCGAUUAUUCUGAUUAUAAUUAUAAAUCUUUAGAUACUUUACGACAUGUUUGAUUACAAUGCGGUUUUAAACAUAAUACACAUAAUUAUGGAAUCACAACGUAUAGUUGCACUUUGGGAAGAUUAUUUAUUAAAAAUUAGUCGACUAAAAAGGAAUAUAGCUCGGAAUAUAGUAUAUCUAGACGAGACAGAGCAAAAUUUUUCUGAACGCCUAUGAAUUCUUUAAAGUGAAAGUUAAAUAUUUUUAUGCGGCUCCAACUGAUUUCGUAACGACUAUACCUACUUAUAUUAUUUUGCGUUACGCGUAAAAUAUAUCGAAACAUCGAUGUUCUUUUGAUGUAUCAAACCCAUCAAUGUGACGUUCGCCGAUGUCAUACAUCGAUCAUCAAAAUAUCACCACUUUUUCUAAUGAAACUAGUUACUGUUUCGGGAUUUAUUUUCAUAAAUGAACAUUAAGAGCAUACUCUACACCACUAGUUUAAUUAUUUGUAGUUUUCUUUUUAUUUAAUAAAAAAACUUACCACUUA